AUGUCGACGCCGACCGAGCUGUUCCUACCCCCGGACCUUCCAUAUCCUAUCAAAGUUGCCUCGAUUGAUGCUAGAGCUGCUUCAUCUGUGGAACGGGGUACGCGACUUCUGACCUACACAUUCACUUACGUUUCCCCGGAUCGCAAUGCUCGGCCAGAGCCACGGUACGGCACAUGGGAUUCGACCGUGGAAGGUACAAUCGAUAAAUGGAAUAUCAAGAGCGGAGAAAUUCUCUCGCAGGGCAAAGCGAAGGAGCGACCAGCAUUGCUGGUGACUGAACCAUGCAAACAUGGGGUACAGAUUGGUGGACUGUGUGGUCUAUGCGGCAAGGACAUGACAGAGUAUGAUUACACCGGGUACUCAGAUGCGUCCCGAGCGUCUAUCCAAAUGACCCAUCUCGCGCAUGGGCCCACCGUGUCGCUCGAGGAAGCCCAGCGGAUAGAGAGGGAGACGGCGGAGCAUUUACUCAAAUCGCGGAAACUCUCCCUGAUUGUGGACUUGGACCAGACAAUCGUGCAUGCUACGGUUGAUCCUACCGUUGGCGAAUGGAUAGCUGAAGGCGAAGCUUGGGAAACAAAACAGGCGAAGAAGGCAGCCACUCCGCCGAAAGACGAGGAUGAUGCUGAUACCGAUAGUGAUUCAGACGAUGAUGAGGAAGAGGAAGUCAACCCCAAUUGGGAGGCGCUGAAGGACGUGAAGAAGUUUAGGCUAGCUCCGGAAGCGUUCGGUGCACCCCCUGGCAGAGGCCCUUACCGAGGAAAGGCAAAGCUAAUAGAAAAUGAAGGCUGUCUUUACUAUAUCAAGCCUAGGCCUGGGUUGCAAGAGUUCUUGCAUAGCAUCUCCCAUAAAUACGAGAUGCAUGUAUAUACCAUGGGGACGCGUGCAUAUGCGGAAGAGGUAUGUAAAGCUGUCGACCCCGACGGUAAGCUCUUUGGAGGUCGCCUCCUCAGUCGAGACGAGAGCGGAAGUCUCACCCAGAAGAGCUUGCAGCGGUUAUUCCCUUGUGACACUUCCAUGGUAGUCAUUAUCGACGACCGCGCAGACGUCUGGGAGUGGUGUCCCAACCUCAUCAAAGUCGUCCCCUAUGAUUUCUUUGUCGGCAUUGGGGAUAUCAACUCCACCUUUCUACCCAAGUUGAAUGCACUCGCUGCCGCCAUGAUUCCAUCCCCUUCGCCAGGUGCCGCUGCUGUGGUACCCCCGCCAACCGUGGCGUCCGUCGAUAUACGAUCAUCACUAUCAUCUCCUUCGCCGACUCUGGCAGCAAGUUCGCCAGCGACAUCUACGUCGUCCACUUUGCCGCCCAGUCCAGAUGAAGAACGCGAAGAGUUGACCAAGACUGCGCUCAUAACACAAAACUCUCUUGCUUUAGAGGCUCAACUAGAGGAUCGUCCGCUGGCCAAGAAACAGGAAGAGCUGCAGAGUACGGAGGAUGAGAAUGCCACGGAAGGGGAGCCACGAUCCAGAGAAAGUACUACCCCUGAAGCUGCGCCCGAAGAGGAACCAGACAAUGCUGUUGCGAAGCAGCCAAAGGCUGCCCGGAAGGCAUUGCUGAGGAAUGACGACUAUGAGCUGCAAAGAGUGCAACAGCUCCUGGAGGAAGUGCAUCAGCUCUUCUAUGACAUUUAUGACGCUAGCCGGAAAGAAGAAGGUUCACGUACAGGGCGGAAGCCCACUGACCCGCCGCCUUAUGAUGUUAAGCAUAUAAUACCCCGUUUACGUAUGCGGACACUUGAGGGCGUUCAUAUACUGUUUUCGAGUGUGAUCCCACUUGAUACUAAUCCCCGAAAUACUGAGAUUUGGCGGAUGGCUUGUGCAUUCGGAGCUCAGUGUCAUACUGAACUGUCUAGCGAAGUCACUCACGUUGUCGCUGCCAAGCGGGGCACCGCGAAAGUGGAUGCAGCACGGCGCCGCGGUGGGAUCAAGAUUGUCUGGUUGAAAUGGUUUACUGACUCCAUAGCGCUAUGGCGGCGUCAGGACGAGACACCAUAUUUAUUGGAUGAACCGUCAGUCCCUGCUGAAGCUGCUAGCUCGAGUCCUAUCGCCGAUUCCAAUCAGAUUUCAUCUGAUCCAGAACCAGAUACAGACGACUGGGAUCCCGACGAGGGUAUGGAACCCUCGAGUGAGACCCUUGCACUUAAUGAUGUCGACUGGGACGCUCUGAGAGAUGAGGUGGACGCUGCCAUGGAGGAGAGUGACGGCGAAGAUGACCUGAGUGUCAAAAGCGCCACGACGAAUGGUGAAUUUGAGGAAGACGACGUAUCCAUCACGGAUGAUAGCAACAGUGCUGCUAGCACGCAGUCCACACCGCGGUUGAAACGGAAGCGUUUGCGAAGCCUCACACCUUCAGAAAUUGGCAGCCUCGGCAAUACCGAUCCCGAUAACCUACGGUCCCCUUUAGCCAAACGGAAGAAGAUAGCUCUGGAACGGUCCGGAUCUUCCAAGCUGAAGGAGGCUAUUCAUGCUGAGGAGCUCGAAGAGACGGCUUCAGUCAUCAAUGGGUCAAAUACGCAUGAUAAACCUGCUGCACCGGCGGUUCCUGAGGUCGUCGCGGAUCAGGAUGAGGAAGAAGGCGACGACGAGGAUGACUAUACCGACGGCGAAGAGCUCGAUGAUGAUGCGUUAGCCCGCGAACUGGAAGCAGAACUGGGAUAGCCCGCUCGCAGUAUGAAGUCACUGUCCUACAGUCCUGCUGACGUGCCCCUGUACUUCUACAAGUCACGGACCUAGACAAGCUGUAUCAAACUGUUGUAUCAUAUCUGUCCUAAUCGUCUCGUGUGCUGUGGAUCUAUCAUGUAUGUAUCAUUCAUUAGUGGCACUACUGAUAGAUGGGUUUGCU
Messenger RNA from Gloeophyllum trabeum ATCC 11539, 2836 nucleotides. RefSeq lists its product as uncharacterized. The record is from RefSeq and is a predicted model, not a curated record. Bases 1 to 2652 code for a protein of 883 amino acids. Gene Ontology annotation, molecular function: RNA polymerase II CTD heptapeptide repeat phosphatase activity. Gene Ontology annotation, cellular component: nucleus. The transcript has 9 exons. NCBI's taxonomy places the organism in Eukaryota, Fungi, Basidiomycota, Agaricomycetes, Gloeophyllales, Gloeophyllaceae.